UCCGGCCGGCCGCAGUCCAGAGCCCGGGGCAGCCCCGCAGACUGGCGCGCGUGGAGUUGAGCACAACUUGAGCCUGUAGAAAACUGGGGACACCUCUGAGGAACCCGUGCCUUACUCUGGACCUGCAGCAUCAUGGUUUCCUAUCUCACAAGCUGUCUCAGUGCCCUGGGCACCCUCCUGCUGCUUGGUUCUCAGCUUGUCUGCCCGCAGCCCUCCACUGAACACAGAAAGGUCCCACAACGGAUGGCAGUGACCGAGGGAACCCCAGAGGACAGUGGCGGUGGCGCCCCAGGUGUGUGGGGCUCCUGGGGCCCCUGGUCUGCCUGUUCGCGCAGCUGCAGUGGUGGUGUGAUGGAACAAACACGGCCCUGCUUGCCCAGCUCCUACCGCGCUCGAGGAGGCUCCCGGCCCAAUGGUCCUGCACUGUCCAUCACUGGCCACGUUGUGUCAGCCGUACGGACCUCAGUACCGCUGCAUCGAAGCCAGGAGGACCAAAGAGCCCUGGCUGGCUCCAAUGUUAGCCGCCAAGGCCCCGCAGUGGUGCGAGGCAGCCGACACCCACAGGCCCGGGGCCGUGAACCCUCAGAGAGAAGGUAUGUGCACAUCUUGGUCCCUGUGUCUGUCCCUGCCUGGACAACAGCAGAGCCACUGCCUUGA
Messenger RNA from Mus caroli (Ryukyu mouse), 657 nucleotides. The record is from RefSeq and is a predicted model, not a curated record. NCBI's taxonomy places the organism in Eukaryota, Metazoa, Chordata, Mammalia, Rodentia, Muridae.